Messenger RNA from Nerophis lumbriciformis (worm pipefish), 1256 nucleotides. It is a transcript of the gene ghrhrl, whose product is annotated as growth hormone releasing hormone receptor, like. The record is from RefSeq and is a predicted model, not a curated record. Lineage: Eukaryota; Metazoa; Chordata; Actinopteri; Syngnathiformes; Syngnathidae. Gene Ontology annotation, molecular function: growth hormone-releasing hormone receptor activity; growth factor binding; peptide hormone binding. Gene Ontology annotation, cellular component: plasma membrane. Gene Ontology annotation, biological process: cell surface receptor signaling pathway; positive regulation of cell population proliferation; adenylate cyclase-activating G protein-coupled receptor signaling pathway.
AUGAAAAUGGCUCCCGCGCUAACGAGCCUGCUGCACCCUGAAUGCGAGUACAUAUUCCAACUGGAGAAGGACGAGCGCCGCUGCCUCCGCUCCAUCGCCGAGGAAGGAAACACCAGUGCACCAGGUUGUGGAGCGUUCUGGGACGCGGUGGUCUGCUGGCCUCCCGCUGCGGUCGGGGAAAGCGUUCACAGAGCUUGUCCGGCCGUUUUCUCCCUCUUCAGAAACAGCACAGGUUUAGUGAGCCGUAACUGCACUGAUGGAGGUUGGUCCAGACCCUUUCCGCCGUACCACGUUGCCUGCAGCGUGGAUGACGACAUACCGGAGACGGAGCAGAGCUACUUUGCCACUGUAAAGCUGAUCUACACCGUCGGCUACAGCGUCUCUCUGCUGGUGCUGACCGCCGCUGUGCUCAUCCUGCUGCUCUUCAGGAGGCUACGCUGCGCCAGGAACUUCAUCCACAUUCAACUCUUCCUCACCUUCAUCCUGAAAGCCGCGGCGGUGUUCAUCAAAGACGCCACUCUCUUCUCUAAUGAGGAGACCAACCACUGCACCCUCUCCAACUUCGCCUGUAAGGCCGCCGUAGUCUUCUGUCACUAUUGCGUCAUGGCUAAUUUCUUCUGGCUCCUGGUGGAGGCGCUCUACCUCAACUCCCUGCUGCUCUCCUCAUUUUACCGCAGCCGCCGGUGUCUGUGGGGCUUCAGCUUGCUGGGAUGGGGGGUUCCUGUGCUCUUCAUUGUGCUAUGGAUUGGCUCCAGAGUGUAUUUUGAAGACACAGAAUGCUGGGACAUCAAUGAGGACUCGCUCUAUUGGUGGAUCAUCAAGGGCCCGAUCAUUGUUUCCAUUGUGGUCAAUUUCAUGCUGUUUGUCAACAUCGUCAGGAUUCUGAUACAGAAGCUGAGCCCUCGUCUGAUCCAGUUCAACAACUCCUCACAAUACAGACGCCUGACCAAGUCCACCCUGCUGCUCAUUCCUUUGUUUGGCACUCACUACAUGUUCUUCAAUUUCCUGCCCGACUACUUCAACGUGAACCUGCGCCUCUGCAUUGAGCUCUGCAUAGGAUCCUUCCAGGGUCUGCUUGUGGCAAUCCUCUACUGCUUUCUUAACCAAGAGGUGCAGAAAGAGGUGCACAUGCAGUGGCUGAGGUGGCAGGAGAGGAGCUAUGGCGUGGUGUCUCCCGCUGCCAAGUGCAGCAUGAUGGACACGCCCUUCUAGAUGCCCCAUGUGACAUAACACACACACACACACACACACACACA